Megalopta genalis is the source of this 4107-nucleotide messenger RNA. RefSeq names its product serine/threonine-protein kinase PAK mbt (gene mbt). Gene Ontology annotation, molecular function: protein serine/threonine kinase activity; ATP binding. Gene Ontology annotation, biological process: protein phosphorylation. The record is from RefSeq and is a predicted model, not a curated record. Lineage: Eukaryota; Metazoa; Arthropoda; Insecta; Hymenoptera; Halictidae.
CUCACGCACAUUUAAGUAAAUUGUCAUGAGCCAAAUGCCAGGAAAGAUUCGUAAGCUCUCCGCGCGGAGCGCCGGUGUAUAAACGGCCUGUCGAAACUGUCGAAAGGCUAAAUGUCGUAUUUACUUAUUUUACCAACGAGAUUUUCAUAUGUUUCGCCACUAUCUUCGGUCUGCCGUAUUCUUGAAUCGGUGUGAGAUUACAGGAACAGCUUGAGCCCUGGAAGACAUAACCAACGGCCGAAAGAAUCCACUUUUAAGGCGGUCGCAUCACGUACUGGAGGGGCGAUGUUCGCCAAAAAGAAGAAGAAACCACAGAUAUCCACUCCCACAAACUUUGAACAUCGUGUACAUACUGGAUUUGACAAGCGGGAGGGAAAGUUUAUCGGACUCCCGUUGCAAUGGGCCUCUAUUGUGGGAAACAAUCAAAUAUUAAAGUCCACCAACCGUCCGUUGCCCUUGGUGGACCCCAGCGAAAUAACACCCACAGAAAUACUUGACUUGAAGACCAUUGUUCGAGGUCACAAUGAUCUUAAAGCAAGGAUAUCGUUCAGCGAUAAGACCACAGAAAAUGGACUACCUAAGACUAGCACAGUCGCUAGAUCAAAUUCCCUUCGUUCUUCUAGCCCACCAAGACUCAGGCGAGAUUACAGGCAUAAUAGUAAUCUACCACCUUCUGUACCAGAAGGUCAGGAAGUACCACCUAAUGCUAAUCAAAUACAAGGAUACACUAAUUUUGGGAAGCAACAUAAUUAUGUUGAUAAGCUACGUCAAAAUUCACCUAGUGUCACAACUGGACUGAAUCCUAAUGUACAAAAUAUGAUUCCUAAUCUCCAGAAUCUUAAUCCGAAUAUGCAAUCGUCUCCAAAUUUAACUCAAACUGGAUUGAACGCUCCAAAUUUAUCUUUGAACUUCCAAAAUUUAAGUCCCAUUAUAAAUCCACAGAACCCCGUGUCAAAUCCAAGCACUCCUCAACUGGCAGAACCUGAUUUUCAUAGACUUAACUCUCAAAUAACAAUGUCUGGUCAAUACAAUGGAAGCAUUCCAGUGACGAAUACAGAGUCAUCUGCAAGAGACCAACAGACAGCUCCAAACGUUAUUUUACAUAAGAUACAACCUAAGAUUUCACCAGUAGGAUCUAUAGCUUCUCAACGGCCGCUAAGCCAAUUAAGUUCACAUAACAUCAAUAAAUAUUCGCAAGCGUAUAGUAUGCAAGACAACUCGUCGAUCCUACAAUCCCAAAUGAAGAAGCCCAUCGAGGUGUCUCAAUCGAUGCAUAAUCUAUCCAAGUCAAACUUGCCGUCCUCCGGAAGUAGUUCGACUCCGGAUCAAAAUCAAAACAUGAAGAGCGCCUUAUCUUCGGGUAAUUUGGCAGUUGGUUCGAGUUCAAGUGCCUCUACCAAACAAACAGCGGCAGAACAAAGGCUUACGCAUGAACAAUUUCGGGCAGCUUUGCAGAUGGUGGUAAGUCGAGGUGAUCCAAGAGAGAAUCUGGAGAAUUUCCUCAAGAUCGGCGAAGGUAGUACUGGAACGGUGUGUAUAGCAACAGAAAAGAAUACAAACCGGCAAGUGGCGGUGAAGAAGAUGGACUUAAGGAAGCAGCAGAGGCGAGAGUUACUUUUCAAUGAGGUGGUUAUCAUGAGAGAUUAUCACCAUCCGAAUAUUGUCGAAAUGUACGAUAGUUUCCUGGUGGACGACGAAUUGUGGGUCGUGAUGGAGUACCUUGAGGGAGGUGCUCUCACAGAUAUUGUUACGCAUUCUCGCAUGGAUGAAAGCCAGAUAGCUACCGUAUGCUCCCAGUGCCUUAAACCACUUGCAUAUCUACACUCUCAAGGUGUCAUUCACAGGGAUAUAAAAUCCGACUCUAUAUUGCUUACGGCUGACGGUAGGGUAAAGUUAUCUGAUUUCGGAUUUUGCGCCCAAGUAUCGCAAGAAUUACCCAGGCGAAAGUCCCUUGUGGGCACACCAUAUUGGAUGAGCCCUGAAGUUAUUUCUAGGUUACCAUACGGUCCCGAGGUAGACAUUUGGUCAUUAGGUAUAAUGAUCAUCGAGAUGGUCGACGGUGAACCACCGUUUUUCAACGAACCUCCUUUGCAAGCCAUGAGACGUAUUAGAGACAUGCCUCCGCCGAAGCUAAAAAAUUCUCAUAAAGUUAGUCCACGGCUUCAAGGCUUUCUCGAAAGAAUGCUUGUCCGUGAUCCAGCACAGAGAGCUACGGCAACGGAAUUAUUGCAACAUCCGUUCCUCAGACAAGCUCAAAGUCCAAGCAUCUUGAUUCCGUUAAUGAGGGGUUCCAGGCAUACAAAUUGUUGACAAGUCGAUGAUAAGAAGUAUGAGUGUGGUAACUGAUUUAUUAACACAGAUGUCGGUCUGCAAGUAACCGUGUCUACGGUCACGCGUUGAAUGUUUUGUUAUAUACUAAACUGUAGAAUAAUGCUCCGCGAGAUUUAUUCGCCAGUCUAUCGAGCUUCCCCGACGCUAUCCUGGUUGUUAAAAAACCUAAGACUUAUCUUCAUCAGAAGCGAAAAAUCUUUGAUAUGUCUGUCAUUUACUGCCGCGGUUUGCUGUUAGGAAUGAUAAGAGGAGAGCGAGAUGCCCAUAUCGUUAACAGCACAGCUGUACAAUAUGCAAGUGUCCAAGAACAUUCGAGUGGCCUUUGUUAGAUAAUCUUACAUUCCAGUGGGGCCUUACCUUAAAAGUGUUAUGUUAAGAAUUUACGAAUGUCUGUGUUGCCUGUGAUGGGCAUUGUCGUCAUGAAAAGUAUUUUUAUAUCGAGUUAUUUAAAAAUAAUAUUGUACCACUAAGUGCCUUCGUAAUGAGCACCGUUUCAUCUUUCGAUUUAAGCGUGUUACUUAAACUUGAUAGCAGUUUUACUGUACCUCGUCUGCCUGCCGCCUUAUUUUAAUUAGCAUCACGAUAACAUCUUCGCAAACGCUGCUAUUACGCUUGUACUUAAGGUCACAAUCGAAUAGUCAUAUUUAAUUCGAAAGCGUGUAACGCGAAUUCGAGCACCAAACAUAGAUGAGAAGGCAGUAAUGUGUUGUGUCAACGAUCCACCUUUUGUUUUUCUUUUUUUUUUUAAAUUAGUGCUUACGUUUAAUUUAUUUGACUUUUAAAAACAAAAAUUGCUGCAAGCAUACGAAAGCUCGUUCAACUUCUAGAGACUGAUGCAUUUGCGGUAAUCAAGUAUUGCGACGAAGUGAUUGAUAUUACUGAAAGUAUUUUAAAUUUAACGUUUUUUAACAAUUCAAUAUGUAGAAUUAUUACUACUGAACAAAAGAGAAUGUUAAGUUUGAAAAUAUGCUAGACACCGAGUACCGUUACAGAAUUCUGAGCAGAACUUACGAAUUUGGUCUCUUGAGAUCCGCAUUCAAUUAUAAGUAUCGUACGAUAAUCUAGCAAAAAAUUUCAAGCUACUAAUCAUUCUUUGUAAGAAUGUCUUAGACCGAAUCGUAAUCGUAUAGAAUGCCAUUUAUUUAAAUCAGGUAAGACAUAAAAAAUAAGACGGGUGAAAGCCAUCGAUGAAUUAAGCAAUUAUGGAUAUAUAAAGUACACUUAACAAUAGAAUAUUUACAAGAUGUAGAUAUUACUAAAUACUGUCUCAAAGUUAUGUAAAUGUUAUUACGCAUGUAGGAACAGCUGACUAAAUAUCUCACAUUUGUAACAGAUAAAAGUAUCUCAGUCAGUUGUGUAUGAAACAAAUAACGUACAAAGAAAUUGUUGUAUAUUCGUUUACACGCAAAGCAAUUGCAUUGCUGCGCGAGUAAACGCGAUGAUACAGUAGAAUGUCAAACUGAAAAGUAACAUGGAAACGUAUAAUAAGAAAAUAGAAAAAAUGUUUACUAUGAAAAUCUCUUGUUUGUUAUGUAAAUACGGUAUUUCAUUGAAAAUUUGUAAAGGGUUCUGUACGCAUCUACUCAAAAGUUUUGGCAAAUAGAAUAGGAUAUUAUGCUUUUAAAAUAUGGAAGAAAAUAACGAAACAUAGGGAGAGAGUACAACUAUAAAAUGUUGAAUGUUUAGCAUAAUUCAGCAUGGCUGUUCAGAAUCGCGAUUUUCAGUGAGUUACUGUAACUCGUUUGUUAAAAUACAAGUUGAAUAUACAUUAAAGAA